Messenger RNA from Nymphaea colorata (pocket water lily), 1939 nucleotides. RefSeq lists its product as uncharacterized. Bases 94 to 1749 code for a protein of 551 amino acids. The record is from RefSeq and is a predicted model, not a curated record. NCBI's taxonomy places the organism in Eukaryota, Viridiplantae, Streptophyta, Magnoliopsida, Nymphaeales, Nymphaeaceae. Gene Ontology annotation, biological process: regulatory ncRNA-mediated gene silencing. The transcript has 3 exons.
AGCGUCUCUUCUUUGGCAAGCGAUGUUGGUGCUCGGAUAAAUUAUUCUUCAUUUCCCUAUUCCGGUGUCUGCUUUCGCUGGCUCGCCGGAAAUAUGGCCGGGAAAUCGUCUUCGCAUAAAAUCUCGCCCUCGCCCUCUUCCUCGGGACGCCGGAAAAGCCGCUGGGAGGGCAACAACCCCUCGGCCGAGAAGUCGCCUGCGGAACCCAAACCCUUCAAGGAGGAGGUUGCUCGUUCACCAGCCGCUGUGGCUGCUGGUCCGUCGAAACUUCCCGUAAAUCCCUCGCCUCCGCCCGCCUCCGGUGGUCCGCCUUUGUCCUUGCAGGACGCUGGUCCUGGUGGCGGAGGCGGGUUUCCGGUCCCUCCUCCGGCCCCUGCUUACGGCUUCCACAUGCUAGAGCGUCGGACUAUUGUCUUGGCGGAUGGAAGUGUCCGUUCGUACUUUGCUUUACCGCCAGAUUACCCGCUACAUCGGAGUGUGCCCGAUCUUCCCCCUGGGCGUCCACCGGCCGAUGAUAGACUUUAUCCAUACGGGCCUCCUCAUCCUGGAUUAGUUGAUCCGCGGGGCCUGGACCGCAUCGGAAUGGAUAAGCCUUUUCCCCCGAGGUUUAGCCCCGAACGUUUCGAUUCUGGUUUCCCACGAGAAAGAGAUCGUGAGGAUUACCGGAAUUUGGAUAAUCCUCUGAAGAGGAAGUACGGGGAAGAUGAUGCAGGUUUUGGUGAGCCUGACAGGUUCUACGGGUCACGUUUCAGAGACGAGGAGAUCGCCCGGCAGAGGCAUCAGCAGAUACUGCAGUAUGGAAACCCUAAUGGCCUCCCCGGCGUCUCCGGCAACCCGCUGAUUCCGAGUUCUGGCAGGGUGAUGGACGAAUUACGCAUGCCGAAGGUUCAAAGGCAUGGUGAAAUUCACGGAGGACCGAAUGAGGGCGAGGGAAAGAACACAUUAGAGGUGAUUCUGGAUGUGGACAAGGUCGCGUUGAGGAAAGCUUUUCUUAGGUUAACUAAGGUUUUAAACGAGAACGUGGCACAGAGGAAGCUAUAUCUAGAUGAUGGUAAAUCCGGCCCUGUACGAUGCGUCGUCUGCGGCAGGACAUCCAAGGAGUUCACAGACGUGCAUUGUCUUAUCAUGCAUGCAUUUAAUGCACAAAAUCCAGACUUGCGCAUCGAUCACCUUGGCUUGCACAAAGCUUUGUGUUCUCUGAUGGGAUGGAGCUAUAUGAAGCAGCCAGAGAACUCAAAAAUAUAUCAGUCCCUAUCUGCUGAGGAUGCAGCAGCAAACAGAGAUGAUCUCGUUAUAUGGCCCCCAUUGGUCAUUAUUCAAAAUACUAAUACUGGAAGGAGAAAGGAUGGUCGCAUGGAUGGUAUGGGCAACAAGGAGAUGGAUAUCAAACUUAAAGAACUUGGUUUCAGUGGUGGAAAGUCGAAGUCCAUGUAUGGCAAGGAUGGCCAUCUUGGUAUCACACUUGUCAAAUUUGCUGCUACCCCAGCAGGACUGAAGGAGUGUGAGCACCUAGCUGAGUUUUUUGAGAAAGACAACCAUGGGCGCAGAGCCUGGGCACGUGUACAAGCUUCCAGUUCCAGUGAUGAUGACAAGAACCCUGACCUCGUAAAAGUGGAUGAGCGGACUGGUGAGAAAAAACGUGUCCUUUAUGGUUAUAUUGGUACUGCUUUUGACUUGGAAAAGGUCGACUUUGAUCUUCGCAAGAAGGCUUUGAUCAAGAGCAGAAGGGAUUUUGAUCUGUCAGACUGAUGCAAACAUUGGUGAUGGGACCACUAGAUCCCAAAAGCACUAAAAAGGCUCCCUGUUCUAAGCUUCACGAGAUAUAUUUCAGGGUAGAUAAGUUUGUCUGGAAAUGCUUGUACUAGUAAUUGAUAUCAUGGCAGAUUAGCCUUGCACUUUUUAAAGGUACAUGAGUUGGUUUAAGUGAGUUGGUUUUUUC